AUGGGGUGGGUAGGUGUUGGAACCAUCAUUGCAACCGCGGGCUACGCCCUCUACCACUAUCCUCCUCGCAGCUGGACCAAGUCAGGCUCGCCCACCCCUCCGGAACCCAUCUCCGACGAGACACCUCCCUCCCCCGCGAAUGAGCUUGCCCCGGCAAAGCAUGGCGCAGACCCUCCCACCCCUCCAUCGAUAGAUACAGAGAAAGACGAGGCUCAGACCACGCCCAAGGCGUUGGCGUCAAGCGCCCCACCCCUGGUCCUGGCGGUGCCCGCGCUGAACUUGGCCGAAGAAAAAGACACAAGCGACGACUCCCCUCCCAGCCGAGUCGCAGCAGAACAAUCAUCCCGCCAGCAGAGAAUGAUUGGACCGGCACAGAAACCAGCGCCGUCGCCAUCCCUUGCAACCGCACCAAUCCCCCCACCGCAACAGCCCUCGUCGGCGCCUCCUCCGUCCUCCGCACGCUCAUCUUCCCUGAUGCCCCCGCCACCAGUUCCGCGCCUCCGUCCCACGGCACAAUCCAAUGGAGCCUCCCCAACAGGCCAGCUCCAGCCGCCACGCCCCAGCGCCGGCAGCUCACUGCGUCCGCCGCCCUCCGCCGCCUCGGGGCUGCGCGUGCCGCCCAGCAGCAGCAGUCAACUGAGCAGCAGCACGCUAGCCCCAACAGCAGUCAAGAAACCGUCAGCGAGCUCGCGCAAAGUCAUCCUCGGACCGGGAUACUCGCCACUAGACUGGGCAGCGCGCGCAGCCAAGCCGAACAACAUGCUGCGCGGCGCGGGGCUCCCACCAGGCCUGCUGCGCGUGACGCCGUCCAUGCUGAAGACGCAGAACGGGCGCAAGGGCCGCGACGCCUGGACCUCGUAUCUUGGGAAGGUCUACAAUAUCUCGCCCUAUGCGCCGUAUCAUCCCGGCGGCAAGGGUGAGCUUCUCCGUGGCGCGGGCAAGGACUCGGCGCAGCUGUUCCAGGAGAUUCAUCCCUGGGUGAACUGGGAUGGGAUUCUCUCGGAGUGUCUGGUUGGGAUAUUGGUUUCGGAGAACGAUGCACUUGCGGAGAACAAUGCUCUGGAUGCGAUGGAUUGA
Molecule: messenger RNA, 1077 nt
Organism: Penicillium alfredii
Lineage: Eukaryota; Fungi; Ascomycota; Eurotiomycetes; Eurotiales; Aspergillaceae
Product: cytochrome b5-like heme/steroid binding domain-containing protein
Exons: 1
Coding region: 1-1077 (358 amino acids)
Source: RefSeq, a predicted model, not a curated record